This is a messenger RNA of Saccharomycodes ludwigii, 1122 nucleotides long. RefSeq names its product Mtm1p (gene MTM1). The transcript has a single exon. Bases 1 to 1122 code for a protein of 373 amino acids. NCBI's taxonomy places the organism in Eukaryota, Fungi, Ascomycota, Saccharomycetes, Saccharomycodales, Saccharomycodaceae. The record is from RefSeq and is a predicted model, not a curated record. Gene Ontology annotation, biological process: mitochondrial transmembrane transport.
AUGAGUCAAAAGAAUAUAUCGAAUAAAUCGAACCGGCAAUCUUCUUCAGAUAACAAUAGCAAUAAUACUCAGAUAAAUAUACAUCAAAGAAUGGUAAGUGCAUGUGUUGGGUCUAUUUUAACUUCCUUUAUUUUAACGCCAAUGGAUGUAGUAAGAAUACGUAUUCAACAACAACAAAUAUUGCCAAAGUGUGGCUGUACAACUUUACCGCAUCAAGUUCCCAAUAGUAAUAACACAUUAUUGCAACCAUAUAUUAAUAAAGGAAAGUUGUUUUGGCAAGAACAAUGUUUUAGAAACAUAACUUGCGAUAAUAGUCUUAGAUUCGAUAACACUGUGGAUGCAUUCAGAAAAAUUUCGAGAAUAGAGGGUUUAAAUGCACUUUGGAGAGGAUUGAGUAUAACCUUAUUGAUGGCAAUUCCUUCAAAUGUAGUUUAUUUUUCAGGUUACGAAACACUGCGAGAUUAUUCUCCGCUCAAUGCAAACUUUCCUACUAUAAAUCCAUUGGUGUGUGGUGCAUUAGCAAGAACAAUAGCCGCCACAACAAUUGCGCCCUUAGAGUUGUUAAAAACCAGAUUACAAAGUAUACCUUCCAUAAAGUCUAAUUCAUUAAAGAUUUUUAAAGAUUUGAUGCAAGAAACCAAAAUAGAAAUUAACUCCUUGGGAUAUAAAGCCUUAUUUAAGGGUUUAGAAAUUACAUUGUUCAGAGAUGUCCCGUUCAGUGCCAUUUAUUGGGGUUCCUACGAGUUUUAUAAGAAAAACUUUUGGGUAUCUCCGACAUCUUCAUCUAAUGGUCAGACCAAUGCUAAUUGGAUUCAUUUUUUAAAUAGUUUUCUUGGUGGUAGCUUAAGUGGCGCAUUAGCAGCACUAAUAACUCAUCCAUUUGAUGUGGGUAAGACAAGAUUACAGAUUUCAAUAAUACAAAAUAAUGACAAUAAAAAUCAACAGCAAAAAACUCAAAACUUGGAUAAAAAUAUGUUUAAAUAUUUGAAUAAUAUUAGAAAACUAGAAGGUAUAACAGCUCUCUAUGCAGGGCUAGUUCCUCGUGUAGUUAAAGUUGCACCAAGUUGUGCAAUUAUGAUUUCAACUUAUGAAAUAUCAAAAAAGUUUUUUCAAAAUUCAUAA